GUAGAUAAUGCAAACUCGAAUUUGUAUUCCGCCAUUAUCUGUGUUGUCGUUUUCCGAGUGAACGUUAAUCGCUGAACUGAACAGCAGUUAUCAAAAAUUCAAAGAGCACGCACAAUUCGCUCGUGCACUCAUCGUCGUCGGCCAUCGCGUUAUGUCUACCUGAUGCGUUGAAAUUUUCAAGCUGUACGCGUACGUCGUUUCUUUUUUUUUUUUCCAUGCCGCGAACGCACCGCGGGAAAGAGGUCUGCUACCACAACACUGCUGCUCCUGUGCUCGCCGCGAAACCGAUUGUCGAAGAAAGUUCCCCGUUUGGGUUCUCGGUACCACGUGACGAUUCGUUUUGCUCUUCGGACGUGCCCCGUUGCUUUACGCCACCCUAAACGGUAACCGACUCUGCGCGCUUCUCGCGAGUGAAAUGUGACGGUCUCGACGAUUCGUACCAACCGACCGACGACCCCCGCCGCAAUGGACAGUGAUCCGGAAAUACCUUUUAGAAGUCUCCUGGAACACAAAUAUCCAGAAGUCUACGAGUACAUUAAGAACGCUGUUCGUAUGCUUCAUCGGCAACAAAGUUUGCUGGCGAAAAUCACCAACAGCAGUUUGACCGACAGUAAGAAAUCGAACGCCAGAAGUGACAGAAAAAUAGAGAAUGUCAAAAGUGAACAAAACAUUAUUAAAGAUGAUAUAGAUGUCAAAAACAGUUCCAAUGAAAAUUCUGCUGAUGCUCUAGAUAAUGUUGAACAUUUGGCCAAUAAUAAUAAAAAAUGUAAAAAACAAGAUGAUGAAAGUUUCAAAAUUACAAAAACUGAAAUUAAAGAAGAAGGAGAGUGUAGUGAAGAUGAAGAAAAAAACAAAGAUUUAAAUCAAAUUGAUCAAUAUUGCUUAGGAAAAAGCCGAUUUAUAUUAGAAGAAACAACUGGAAUGUACUAUGACCAAGUUACCGGUUACUAUUAUAAUUUAGAUAAUGGAUUAUUUUAUGAUGGUAAUCAAGGGUGCUAUUAUUACUUUGAUGUAAUUGCACAAAAAUAUAGAUUGCAUUCCCAAGUUCAUACAGAUAUACAUCAGUUAUCUUCCAAUGUACCUAAAGCAGAUAAACAGCACAAAAACCAAGAUAUGCCUGAAAGUAUUAGUGAGGAUAGUGAUUCUGACAAUUCUGAAGACAGUGGAAAUUUAGUUAUAAAAGAGGAUACCGAAGAAGAUAAUGAAAAAAAUGAUAAAGAAAUUAAAGAAAUUGUUUUGAAUACUGUUGAAAAAAUGCCUGAAAAAUUUUCGAAAGAGAAGGAUGAAAUAAAACAAGAAUCAAGUGUGGAAAAUAGUGAUACAAAAGAUAUUUCAGAAGAAGUGAAGUCCGAACAUUGUCCUCCUCCGCCUACUACUUGUGAAAUAUUAGACAAGCGUUAUUUGAAUUUAUUGCAAUAUACAAAGUUAUUGCCAGCACCUAAGAAUAUAGUACACAAAUUAACACCUGAUGGGAGUAAAGCAAAACAAUAUGCACAAAUAAGAAACUGGUACACACUCAAGCAUCAACUUACUGGAAUCGAAUCUGAAAUUGUUCAGUAUGAUAAUCUUAUAUGGGAUCGAAUUGAACAAUACCUAUGUCUAAACAAAAGAGAUGAUAAAAAUUCCAAUUGGAAAUCGUAUAAAGAAGUCAAAGCUCAUCUUUCUGACACUCAAACUAAAUUAAUUAAAUCAAAAGUUGUUGGUUGGCCUCCAUGUAUACGUAUUAUAAUAACUGAAUCUAAAGCAUGUAAUUCAUUAAUUGGUAAGCUAUUUUUAAUCACAUGUCCUGGUGGAUCAAUUGGUCGUUCUACAAACAGAGAUGUAGUAAUACCUGAUGAUAAUGUUAGCAAGUUUCAUGCUGAAAUAUCAUUUGUUGGUAAUGUAAACAAAGUAGGCCGAGGUCAUUAUAUUAUUAAAGAUAAAGGUAGUACAAAUGGUACAUUUUUGGAUGGCAAAAAGCUUCCAAAGCACUCAUCAUCCAGCGAACGUUGUCAAUUGAUUCAUGGCAGUGAAAUUACUGUAGGUGAUACCAAGUUUUUGUGUCAUAUUCAUGAUGGCAUGGAAACAUGCAAUUUAUGUGAACCUGGGAUACAAGCUCCUCCAGUAGAAGAAAGCAAUAAGAAUAUUGUACCUCAAAAAAGAAAAUUUGAUGAUGAACUAAAAAGUUUGAAAGAAAAAUAUGGUUUACUUGGUUGUGAGCCACCAGAUGCUGUUUUGCCAAAAGGAUAUAAAGAUAGAGCUGAUAAAAGAAGAAAAACAGUUGGGUCUCAGAAUUCAAAUGAGAAAACUGAAGUAGCUUGUGUAACACAACCAAUUCCAACAAAAAACAAAGGUUUCAAACUAUUAGAAAAUAUGGGCUGGACUCCUGGAAAAUCUCUGGGAUCUAGCAAUUCUGGAAUUAAAGAACCUAUUCCAAUGGACGUUAGGGAUGAAAAAAGAGGACUUGGAUUUUCAACUAAUUUUAGUCAACCUGAACUACCUAAAGUAAAUAUUUUAAUGAAGCCAUCUAAAAUACGUUUUAACUUCGGUAAUAAGACCAAUAUGCCAAUAAAAACAAAUCGUAUUAAUUUUGCUGAAGAUGAAACAUCAGAAGAAGAAAAAUAAUAAUUGUAUUAAAC
This is a messenger RNA of Sipha flava (yellow sugarcane aphid), 2618 nucleotides long. Its product is annotated as angiogenic factor with G patch and FHA domains 1. Lineage: Eukaryota; Metazoa; Arthropoda; Insecta; Hemiptera; Aphididae. Gene Ontology annotation, molecular function: nucleic acid binding; protein binding. Bases 466 to 2604 code for a protein of 712 amino acids. The record is from RefSeq and is a predicted model, not a curated record. The transcript has 12 exons.